Molecule: messenger RNA, 1095 nt
Organism: Saxophila tyrrhenica
Lineage: Eukaryota; Fungi; Ascomycota; Dothideomycetes; Mycosphaerellales; Extremaceae
Exons: 2
Coding region: 1-1095 (364 amino acids)
Biological process (GO): phospholipid metabolic process
Molecular function (GO): phosphatidate phosphatase activity
Source: RefSeq, a predicted model, not a curated record
AUGGAGCAGCAAGAUGGAAGAGUCCCUGGCACUGUGCUUCCCUCGAGGAGAUUGAUUGCUUCUUACGCCUUGGAUUGGGUCGUCAUUGCCUGUUUCGCGGCGAUCGGCGGCGGCAUCAAGUCCAUCGGGACGAUACAUCGACCCUUUUCGCUCCUAGACCUGAGCAUAUCGUACCCUCUGGCUGAACAAUCAAUCAGCUCGACAACGGUCGGCCUCGUAGCGAUACUUGGCCCGAUUGUGCUCAUGUCCUUGACCAUCGCCAUCUUCGUCCCAGCUCGCAGCAUCAGCCGCACGCUGAAGCGAUCAGAACUGCUCCGCUUGAAGCUGUGGGAACUCCACGCCAGCCUUGCCGGUCUCGCGCUCUCCAUCACUCUCGCGUUCAUGGUAACCCAAGGCCUCAAGACAAUCUUCCCGAAACCACGACCGCAUUUCCUCGCCCUCUGUGACCCGGAUCUGGACAACAUCGCCGCGCACGUCGUUGGCGGGUAUGGCCAGGACGUCAGCGACCGAUGGACUAUGGUUGAUGUGUCGAUCUGUCAGCAUCCAAUGCAUCGGGUGCUGAGGAGUGGGCUGCAGAGUUUUCCUAGUGGGCAUUCGUCGAUGAGCUGGAGCGGGAUGGCGUAUCUUUCGCUGUUCCUGUGCGCCAGGCUGAGGAUCGCUAUACCGCAUCUGCCAUUGCAGUCAACUAUCGCCCAUCGGCCGGUAUCGAGUGCAUCCGGCACGGAGUUGCUGCCAUUGCACAACGCGCAAAGAUCGGAGACGUCAUCUGACAGCAAGCCUUCGACAAUAUCAUCCAUCCAAAGACAAGGUCAUCCACAGUCCACCAUCCCGAUUAAUCGCCAGUCUGCCGCCCCACCAACCUACGGCAUCCUCAUCGCCCUCAUCCCUCUGGCAGUAGCCACGUACAUCUCCUCGACACGCUACACGGAAUACUGGCACUUUGGGAUCGACAUCCUGACUGGCUCUGUCAUUGGCAUUCUCAGUUCAUGGCUCGCGUUCAGAUGGCACCACCUUCCGAUACGACGAGGUCACGGAUGGGCUUGGGGGCCACGGAGUGCGGAAGGGGCAUUUGGUGUGGGUAUGGGAGUUCACUAG